AUGAGACUCACCCUUGACUUGUACCAGUUAGACAUUUUGCAGAGAGUUUUCUCCUUCGUUGAAGUCAAGGAGAUCACUCAAUUACUCAAUGAGCACUUUUUGCUGCACAAUCCAAGUAUAAAAAUUGCCAUUCACCGCAGACUUGAAAGAGGAUUUGGCUACUUCCAUAAAACUUCCAGGAAUUACGGAGACGAAAACAACUACCCAGACCUGAGAUCUCAAGACCGCAAUGCAUUGAAUCGAGAGCAAUAUGAAAUGGUUGAUGCUUACUGCGUUAAUAAACAGAUCCAUACAACAUCCAAGAUCUCUUAUGGACUUUGUCAUAUGGUUGACCUUCUAGACUUAGUUGAGUUGAUUAAGGCCUUACAGCUGAGCAAUACUGCAUCAUUGAUGUUUGAAUUGGACUUUAGCUACAAGUUCACAAUUGACAUGAACAAGUUUAUGAAGCUGUUUGAUCACAUUAGUGAUCGAGUAGUGGAAUUGUCAAUGGGAUUGAAGAGGCUCCACAUCUUGGAAGGAGAUAUCUGUUUCAGAAACCUUGAAGUGUUCUCCAGUCACAUGUGCGGCGUUUCUGGUUCCUUUAAAUGCCCCAAGUUGAAAGAACUUGUAUUUAAUGCAUUGGGAGGUGUUGAAGUUGGAAAACUCCCCCCAGUAAAGCGACUAGAGUUUGCAUGUACCAAAUGGCUACGUAAAGAGGAGAUGGUCAGCUCAUGGGAUGGGCCAGAGGGGUUACGCAUCAUCCGGUUACAAGGAGGGUUCGUUAACUGCAUUGAUAGAACUUUUAUGAAAGAAAUUCUCGAAUAUGCAUGCCCCAACACCAUGAUUGAUUGCAUUGGUAAGCUAUAUGGAGAUGUCAUUGCGUUGUUGUUUAGCGCUUUACAAGAAAAGCGUUGUAUUUUAAGGUCGCUUUCUGUUGAUUACCUUAUUCACCAGUUUUAUCCUCCUUGUUAUUCAUUACAUCUUUCUGGCGUGCAAGAUAUGUUGGUGCUCCAGAACAUGCCGGCAACUUUGAAGGUGCUUGAAAUAUCAAAUCUUCAUGUUUACGGGAUUAGUGCUAAGUAUUUAUUGAACUUGAUGCCAGAAGGUUUAGAAAGUUUGACUUUAUUGGAAAACUAUUCGAUAGAAUGGGAGGAAAUUUUGGACCUUUUGAGAUUUCGCAUGUUGAGAAAGGUAGCAUUGCUGCUGGCUGUGCAUUCGAUAAAAACAGCUUUCUUUCCUGAUUUGCUAAAGGAGUUGAGCUUUUGCAAUUGUGGCUGGCAAACCAAUCAGUUCACUUUUCCUAAGAAUCUAAUUUGUAUGCGAUUAGGAGGUAUUGGAGGUCUACAUGGAGCAAUGACUGAUUUCGACAUGUCACAAUUUCCGUCAACUUUGAAACAAGUUGAACUACGGGACAAUAAAAUUGUCACCAUUGACCUUUCCAACGUGAAGAAGCUUCAGAAUUUGUCGUUGUGUAGAACGGAAUUUGAAGGUUUAAAGUUGCCACAAGUUGAUUCAUUGAGCGUUGAGCAUUGUCAGAAGAUACCUGAGUCUUACUGUGGCGGGGUUGAGCAGUAUUUGUGCUUUAGGCAAUGCAAUCUUGAGAAUAUGACUUUGAAGCUUGGGUGCGGCUUAAAGUACUUGGUCUUGUCCCGUUGCAACAUAUCCAAGUUUGGAGUUGACCUACCAGGUUGUUUGGAAGAGGUUGAUUUGUCUCAUAACAACUUGACUGAGUUUCCCGCACAGCUUUCCAGCUUGAAGAGGUUGCGCUUGUUGAAUAUUGCAGAUAACAGAAUUCAGAAUGGGCAUAUUGAUUUUCAGACUUGCUCAAUCGAAGCGUUGGAUAUUUCCUGUAAUUUGAUUGAGGAGAUCAAGUUGACUUUUCCAGGUCCAACUAAACUCAUGUAUCUUGCAUUGCAUGACAAUAAGAUGAAAGAGAUUUCAAAUGAGUCAAUCGGCAGUCAUCCCAGGUUGUUUAAAGUUGAGUUGGAUGAAAACGGAUGCAACGUUAUUAACAAUGUGAAGUUGCCAAAUGCAGCUGACCAAGAUUAUUUUGAGGAGUGGGAGAUCAGUGGUGCAAUAAAGAGGGAGUAG
Molecule: messenger RNA, 2070 nt
Organism: Lodderomyces theae
Lineage: Eukaryota; Fungi; Ascomycota; Pichiomycetes; Serinales; Debaryomycetaceae
Exons: 1
Coding region: 1-2070 (689 amino acids)
Molecular function (GO): protein binding
Source: RefSeq, a predicted model, not a curated record